CGUCUAAAAUUAAUCUGUGCUAACAGUAUUGUCUUCAUUUUUAUCGACGAUCAAUGUUUAUCGAUGCCCAAAACGUUCAACGUUUGGAGUGGCGAAAUCUUGAGUCAAUAAACUUUCGUCUAGUAGUUAAAUGAACGAUGUUGAUUCUAACAGUAUGCCUGCUGAUAUUCAGGAGAGAUUUCGAGUAAAAAAUACACAAUAAAAAGUCUUUGUAUUAACAUUGAAUUGAUACUUCUAUUUGAUCAAAUUUAUUGAGUACUGUGUCAUAAAAGUGUACACAUAAAAGUCAUAAAAGUGUACACAUUUGUAGUUAUACAUAAUAUAAAAUUAACAUAUAUUACACAUAUAUUUUAGGUACAGAGUAUGUACGAAGUCGCGUACCUAUAUUGAAAGACACUUAAUCUAAAAAGCAUCGAUGCCUGACAAAAUAUUAAAUUAUAAAAGUACAAUUUAUUUACAAAAUGUAAUCCAAUAAAACAGUACAAAAAUUGAAAAAAGGUAACCUAAAAAGUUCAGAAUUUCGAAAACACAAAAAGUCCAGAAUGUUAAAAUCAAGUUUAGUGUCUUGAUCGAAUAAAAUUGAACCCAGAUUAAAAAACAAAGUAAAAAGUAAAAUGCACUGUAAGUAUAAUUUCAAAGUAAAAUUUAUUUUCGUAAACUUUGUAAAAAAAUUCAGUUCCGAAGUAAAAUACGUUCCUGAAGUAAAACUUAAAGUAAAAUUUUAAACGAGGUAAAAAGCAGCAAAGUAAAACAGAAAGUAAAGAUUCGUCACCGAAGGGUAGAAAAACAGAAAUCCUAGGGGAGGAUAAACCGACGUCGACUAGAAUCUGACGUUGCUGAAAGGAACCGCCUACAAAUAAAUAACCGGACUUAAUAUUGGAGGAUUGAUUUUGGACGGCUAAAUAUUUACGCGGGCCAAGAAUUCGAACGCGUAAUGCUUUCCGUUUCGUUUAUACAACGUCUAGCGCGGUUAAGUGCUCGUUCAAAUCCCAGCAAUCGAUUUUAGCAACGUGUGAUCAUAUUGCAAAUAAAUUCGCGUCAAUCCUCCGAGUCUGGCUGUCUUUGAUGCUAAUCGAGUCUCUCUGGGAGGCUUUAUGCGGACGUCCGCCAUGCUGUGAGCAUCAACGAAUGCAGUUGUUUUCAACUCCAGCUGUUUCGUUUUAAUGCGUGUUUAUCUUCGCUCUCUGUGCACAGAAUGACUGUAAGAUGCUGGUCAAGUGUCUUCCGGUGAUCUUCUUUUCCUGCGUUCUGGCGUUUCCCAAAAGGGUUCAUAUAGGAGGAUUAUUCGACGAUGACGAAGGAAUUCAGCGCACCUUCGAAAUGUCUGCGAGAACGGUGAACCGAGAACGACACAAGAACGAGGAGUUCUCGAACGUGUUUCUCGUGGCUGAAUCGAAAGAAGUUGGAACAGACCCCUUUGAGGUGUCGCAAACAGUAUGCGAAUUGUUGGACAUGAAAAUCGCGGCGAUUUUCGGGCCCCAGAAUAAGAUGACCUCGGAACACGUGCAAAGCAUGUGCGACACCAAGGAAAUGCCACAUAUUUAUGGCAGAUGGGAGGCCUCGCAACCUCGGGGCAAAGGGAUUAAUUUAUUUCCCCAUGCAGAAACCCUGUCGUUGGUGUUCGAUCAUAUGAUAACCGAUUACGAGUGGAAAACAUUUGCAAUAUUAUACGAAAGUACGGACAGUUUAAUUCGAACUCAUCGUUUGCUGGAACGUUGGGAUGCAAAAAGUCACGCCAUCUUCUUGUACCAUUUAGGACCAGGUCCCAGUUACAGAAAAGUAAUACGAGAGAUUAAGGACGCAGAAAUUGAGAACAUCAUUAUCGAUUGUUCCAUUAAUCGUCUCGAAGAGGUGCUAAAACAAGCGCAGCAAGUUGGAGUCUUGUCGGAGAAAAAUAAAAUCAUAGUUACUUCCUUGGACCUGCAGACCAUAGACCUCGAACCAUACCAAUUUUCAGGAGUGAAUUUCACAGGAGUUCGUCUGAUCGACCCAGAGAAUCCCGUAGUAACAAACGUAGUAGAAAUGCACAAAAAUGAAUGGGGCUUCGAUGACGCCUCUCAGCUCAGAGUUGAAUCCGCCCUCAUGUACGAUGCUGUACAACUCUUCGCCAGAGGCUUCAAACAACUGAAAGACGCCGUCAAAGGCGACGUUAAACAGUUAACAUGCAACGAUACCUCGAACUGGGAACACGGUUCUAGUUUAAGCAAUUUCAUUCGUCUAACCGAAAUGGAGGGGUUGACUGGAUUAAUCAAAUUCGACACAGCUGGGUUUCGAAGCGAUUUCCAGUUGGAUAUCGUACAUGUGACGGAAACAGGUUUGGAGAAAAUUGGAAUAUGGAACAGCACAAAUUCCAUCCAAUGGCUACCGAAAGCUCAUACCCCUAGCUCGGACAUUGAAUUCAGUCUGCAGAAUAAAACGUUCAUUGUGCUCAUUGCUAUUAGUCAUCCGUACGGUAUGUUAAAGCAGUCAGCGGAAACGAUGGUGGGAAACGAUCGAUACGAAGGAUUCGGUAUCGAUAUUAUUCAAGAACUGAGUAAAAUGCUCGGUUUCAAUUAUACUUUUGAAGUGCAGGCUGACAAUGUCUACGGCUCGCGUUCUCCUAAGACCAAGAAAUGGUCUGGAAUGCUCGGAAAAAUAAUCGCUGGUGAGGCACAUCUGGCGAUCACGGACUUAACUAUCACGUCCGAACGGGAAGCUGCUGUGGAUUUUACGAUGCCGUUUAUGAAUUUAGGAAUAAGUAUCCUGUACCGAAAACCGAAGAAAACGCCACCCAGUCUGUUUUCGUUCUUAUCACCAUUCUCAGCUGGUGUUUGGUGGUAUCUAAUUGGAGCUUACAUACUCGUAUCUGUGGCAUUAUUCGUGAUUGGUAGAAUGUGCCCUGCAGAGUGGAACAAUCCGUAUCCUUGCAUCGAGGAGCCCGAGGAGCUGGAGAACCAGUUUACCUUUAAGAAUGCUUUAUGGUUCACCAUCGGUAGUAUUAUGCAGCAAGGUUCCGAAAUUGCGCCGAUAGGAUUAUCAACGCGAAUGAUGGCGUCGUCAUGGUGGUUCUUCUGUCUCAUAAUGGUGUCCUCCUACACCGCGAAUUUGGCGGCGUUUUUGACCGUCGAAACUUUAGUAUCGCCUUUCUCGAACGUUGAAGAACUAGCAAAGAAGAAGACUAUCAAAUACGGAGCAAAAACUGGAGGCUCCACGUUCAUGUUCUUCAAAACUUAUGCACAUUCCAAGGAUUCCAACUACUCGACGUACAAGGAGAUGUUCGAAUACAUGACGGCGAACGCUGCAGACGUCCUAACUCCGGAUAACGAUUCGGGAUUGAAGAAGGUUCUGAGGGAGGACUAUGCGUUCCUGAUGGAGUCCAGUUCGAUUGAGUACAUCACCGAAAGAUAUUGCAACGUAACACAAAUUGGUGGUCUUCUUGAUGCGAAGGGUUAUGGCAUCGCUAUGAAGAAAGAUGCGCCGUAUCGUCACGCUUUGAACACUGCCGUAUUGAAGCUGCAACAAAGUGGCUUGAUCACAGAGUUGAAGACAAAAUGGUGGACGCAGAAACGUGGAGGAGGGAAAUGUCGAGAAGAUGGUGGUCAAAGCGCAGCGGAAGAACUAGGUAUCGACAAUGUGGGUGGAGUGUUUCUAGUAUUAACUGUAGGUGUUGCCUUGUCAUUCUUCUACACCAUAUACGAAUUUCUAUGGGAGAUUGGUUGCACGUCUGCGCGUGAAAACGUUUCCUUCACAGAAGAAUUAAUAGCCGAAUUAAAGUUCAUCGUAAAAUGCAGUAGCUCAUCGAAACCAGUACGAAGAAGAAAAGGUUCGUCGAACCGAAGCCGAGAAGAUAGUACCCGAGAUUGUACACCUCCCUACGGUUUCAUCCCACAAAUCAGAAUACCCAACUCCGAAGAGAAAUAGACAAUUGCAUUUAAACACAACAUCCUCUAAACUAUAGCCAAAUAAAUGAAUAAAAAAAGUUUGUUUAAAUUCAUAAAUGCAGUUUCAAAUAUUGCUUUUCCGUUCGUUUCAUGGCCACGAAAUAACAUAUCAGCAGCGUGGAUUAAGUGUGACGACUGAAAUGUGAAAUAUGAAGGGCGUGAAGUGUAAGAUGAAGUGUGAGAUGCGAAUUAUGAAAUAUAAA
Molecule: messenger RNA, 4123 nt
Organism: Megachile rotundata (alfalfa leafcutting bee)
Lineage: Eukaryota; Metazoa; Arthropoda; Insecta; Hymenoptera; Megachilidae
Product: glutamate receptor ionotropic, kainate 2
Biological process (GO): monoatomic ion transport
Cellular component (GO): membrane
Molecular function (GO): signaling receptor activity; ligand-gated monoatomic ion channel activity
Source: RefSeq, a predicted model, not a curated record